Lampris incognitus (smalleye Pacific opah) is the source of this 4086-nucleotide messenger RNA. RefSeq names its product G protein-coupled receptor 158a (gene gpr158a). Gene Ontology annotation, cellular component: membrane. Gene Ontology annotation, biological process: G protein-coupled receptor signaling pathway. The record is from RefSeq and is a predicted model, not a curated record. Gene Ontology annotation, molecular function: G protein-coupled receptor activity. The transcript has 12 exons. NCBI's taxonomy places the organism in Eukaryota, Metazoa, Chordata, Actinopteri, Lampriformes, Lampridae. The coding region runs from base 1 to 4086 and encodes 1361 amino acids.
AUGGCUGUUUUCCGGUUAACGUUACUGCUGCAAGUGGGAAUGGUCCUCGGAUCGAGUCCCGGAUCUGCCCGGUGGCCGUCGCACGGCGGGGAGACGGGAUCGCAGCAGCAGUUCGACACCAGUCAAACACGUCGGUGGCCGGCGCAUCUCCGCGCGUUCCCUCUCCCGAGCGAGGCGCAGAAAAUAGGGGAGCAUCUCCCGAGGGUCGUCACGGCGUUCCUGCACACGGGGGACUCGGCCAUGCUGAGAAACGCCAACUGCUCGCGAAGAUACGAGCUCGCCUCUCUGCGGGGAAGGUCACACGCCACCCCGCAUCAUUCCAUGAACGGCGUGCUCGACACGGUCGUGCACGCCACAAACUUCCUGAACAUGAUACUGCAAGCCAACAGGUCCAGGGAGGAGAGUCUCAGGCGAGACAUCGAGUGGUAUCACGCCCUCGUCAGGAGUAUACUGGAGGGAGACCCCAAGAUUCACCGGGCAGUUGUCACAUUCAUCACCGAGCCGGUGGCCGCCGGGCCCUCGGUGCUCCUCCAGGCGACCAGAGCCGGCGGAGAGAUAGUUCUCCAAGACCUCUCCGGCGUGGCCCACGACCACCUGAAAAACCGCACCGUGGAGACAGAGUGGUACCACGAGGUCAAGGACAGAAAGGAACCCCGUUUCCACAGGAGGGUGCUGAGUCAAGACUUUCAGUCGGUUGACAACUCCAUACAAAGAGGGGAGAGUUUCAUCCCGGACAAAACGCACAUCAAAUGGUCUGCCCCAUACCUGGAAUGUCAGAAUGGGAAUUUCCUUCCGCGUUGGCUUUUGACCUUAUCCGCCGGCUUCUAUGGCCUCAAACCCAACCUGGCACCAGGUUUCAGGGGUGUGGUGCGAGUAGACAUUAAUCUACAGGAUGUUGAUAUCGACCAAUGCUCCACUGACGGCUGGUUUGCUGGAACCCAUCGAUGCAACCUGACCACGAUGGAGUGUUUACCAAUCCAUGGCCAUGGGUUUGUGCUAGACAAAUACAAGUGCCACUGCAAGAAAGGGUUCUACCACCCCAACAGAUUAGCUGUCAACGGCUUCAAAAGGACGGGGCAAAAGGGUAAAGUCACAGACAGCGGUCCCAACGCAGACGAGGGGUCCUCCAGCGACUGCCUACCCUGCCAGGACGGCUGCGCCUACUGUAAGGACGACACCCCUUGCGUGGCCCUGGAGGACAGCGCCCUACGCAUGGCCGUGCUGGCUUUCCAGUGCCUGUGUAUGCUGACACUCUUCAUUAGCAUGGUGCUCAUCUACCAUUUCCGCAGGAAUAAGAGUAUCAGAGCCUCGGGUCUGGUCCUGCUGGAAGCCAUCCUGUGUGGAGCCCUGCUCCUGUACUUUCCGGUUGUGAUUCUCUAUUUCAAGCCGAGUAUUUUCCGCUGUAUCCUGCUGAGAUGGGUUCGACUGCUCGGUUUUGCUACUGUCUAUGGGACGCUGACUCUCAAACUCUACAGGGUCCUGAAGGUAUUCCUGUCCCGUACGGCCCAGAGGAUUCCCUACAUGACCAGCUGGAGAGUGCUACGCCUGCUGGGCAUCAUCCUGCUCAUCGUCUGCUGGUUCCUGGUGGCCUGGACAUCCGCUGUCUGCCAGAAUGUGGACAAGAAGCUGGCUCUCAUCGAUGUGGGCUACACGCCCGACGGGCUGCAGUUCAGCAUGUGUCUGCUUGAUCGCUGGGACUACAUGAUGGCUGUUGCUGAGUUCCUCUUCCUGUUGUGGGCAGUGUAUUUGUGUUACGCUGUGAGAACUGUCCCGUCUGCGUUCCACGAGCCACGCUACAUGGCCAUCGCUGUUCACAAUGAGCUUGUUCUGUCAGCUAUAUUCUACGUAAUCAGGUUCACUCUGGCUUCUGAGCUUCAUCCAGACUGGAUGCUGCUGCUGUUUUUCACUCACACCCAUCUAACUCUAACAGUCACUUUGGGCCUACUGCUUAUCCCUAAAUUCUUGUUUGCUGGUACCCACAUGAGAGAUGAUAUUGCCUCUGAAGCCUAUGAAGAUGAACUGGACAUGGGUCGGUCCGGGUCCUAUCUCAACAGCAGCAUAACAUCAGCAUGGAGUGAACAUAGCCUGGACCCAGAGGACAUCCGUAUGCCAGAUGAAAUGGGCCAUCUGAGUUCUAUUAAUGGCUGUGGCGUAAGGUCUUGCGACAGUCUUUGGGAAAAACGUACCAACGAGGAGCUGAAGAAGCUCUAUUCCCAGCUAGAAAUCUACAAGAGGAAGAAAAUGCUAGCUAACAACCCUCACCUCCAAAAGAAGCGGAGCUCCAAGAAAGGCCUGGGUCGCUCACUGAUGAGACGCAUCACUGAGAUUCCUGAAUCAGUGCACCGGCAGUGCAGUCGUGAGGACAAAGAAGCAGGGGAACAUGGAAGCAACCGUAACAGUAUCUGCUUGUUGAAGAAGAACCCCUUUGACCCAGCUCACCAAGGAAAGCCAGCCAAAGAGGAGACACUGAAGAACAAAGUCUUCUCCCUUAAGAAGUCCCACAGCAGCUACGACCAUGUCCGCGACCAGAGUGAAGACUCCAACAGCUCAGCAACAGACAAGAUGGAGGUGACUGCAGCAGACAGCCCCCUUCUUGAUACGCUGAAAAGCAAAAAGCUAGUUAAGAAGAAGUCUGUUGAGAAGAUAGAUGCCUCAAGUGAAUUGACUGAGUCCGUCCCUUUGGUCUGCAAAUCAGCCAGUGCCCAUAACCUCACUGCAGAAAAGAAACCCAUACAUCCAAGAACCUCCAUGCUGCAGAAAUCCCUCAGUGUCAUUGCCAGUGCCAAAGAGAAGACUUUGGGCUUGACAGGAAAGACUCAGAGUGCAGAAGAUAGCAAUAAAAAGAUCCAGCCAAAGAAUAAAGACACCAAGUCCAGUAUAGAGUUGGAGGAGGAAUGCCAUCCCAAAAUGAUAAUCAGCCAGUCAGUUGAGUACAAACAGACCGCGGCAAAAGGUGGGAUAAUGAAACAGCAGGUGAGUGGAAGUCAGCCAUCAAUCUGCACUGACACUGCAAAGGGUAAAGACCUCUACGACCUCUCAGAAGUUUGUCCCUGGGAAGUGGAGGAUCUCCCAACUCCCUCCGAGAACAAGGUCCAGAAGCAUGUGUCCAUAGCACCAAAAGAAACCACAACAGUACAUGGGAGUGGUACCAAGGGGGUCAAACCUCAGCAGCAGAAACAGAAAUCCUCUGACCAGACCCCGUCAGGAGGCAGGCACUCCAGAGAAAUCCAGAGGAUGAGUGCUGACAGAACAGAGAUUUGUCCAUGGGAGGAUGGAGCUGAGAGUCAAGCAGCUCAGUCUGAAGGGUCAAAGCAAAAACUAUCCAGUCAGGUUUGCCAGCCAGCCAAGACCCAACAGCCUCUUUCCGGAACAGAAAGUUCAAAAAGCAGUCGGGCCGAGGGCUCCCCAUGGGACUUUGAAGAGACCACAACAAAGCCACAUCAGGUGGCUCACCUUCCUGAUGUGACAAAGCAGAGACAAGGCACCACUCCAGCCGAGGAUGAAGGGAGAAAUGUCCUUUCCGAGACCUCCAAAGUCGGAAGCUCGCUCCAACCUUCAACGUUGGUUUCAAAAGCUGAUGUGUGUCCCUGGGAUUAUGAUCCCACCGCUGUAUCUCCAGUUUCUGAGAGAGGCACUAGUCCUUCUGGGGUUUCCAAAACCAAGGAAUCCCCUUCCAAAAACAAGGGCACACCUCCUGCGAGAACAAUUGAGAAGGAGAAAGAGAUGUCAAAAGAUACUGAUGAUGAGAAAAGCAGAACAAAAGCCAAAGACAAGAGUAAAUCCUCAGAAAAACAUUUGAGUCAACAAAAAAUGGCGGAAGUGUGCCCUUGGGACGUAGGGAGUGAUCAGGAGGUUCCAAUGGUAGAAAAAAGGAAAUGUGCUAAUGUCGGAGCAGUCACAGGAAAACAGGCUGAGGUGUGUCCAUGGGAUUUUCAGGAUACAUCGGAUAAAAAAGGACAACACAAAAAUGCCUCAGCAUCUAAACAGAGCAAUCCAAAUCCCAAAGUGGGGAUUGGAAGUAAAGUAAAAAAGGCAGAUGUUUGUCCCUGGGACUUUGACGAUAGCAUAUCAGGCAAAAAAGCAUGA